Molecule: messenger RNA, 4760 nt
Organism: Nymphalis io (European peacock)
Lineage: Eukaryota; Metazoa; Arthropoda; Insecta; Lepidoptera; Nymphalidae
Gene: Keap1
Product: kelch-like ECH-associated protein 1B
Exons: 13
Coding region: 295-2304 (669 amino acids)
Molecular function (GO): protein binding
Source: RefSeq, a predicted model, not a curated record
UUAAGUAGCAUUAUAGUCAUCUGUGGUGAUAGGAAAUAGGAAUUAUAUGAGCAUAACUGAUUUUUAAUAAUAAUUUAAUUACAUUGACACAAAAAAACAUCACCUAUCAUAUACGGCCAAUCGAAAAAGUUGUUAAUAAGAUAUUGUAGUUGGUGUUUAUUCAGAAGUUAUUUUAUUUUAUUAAUUGUGAACUGUGAAAUAAUAAAGAUAAAACAGUUUUACAAAGGAUGGUAAAACAUAGUAGUGCCUACAUCUACAUUUGAUUAAGGCUAACCUAUCAUAUAAAAAGUAACGAUGGAGACGGAAGAUGGCGUCGGACGCAAUUUGUUGGACGACAUGCCACCUAUAAACUGUGAUCUGUUCGAGGGACCCUACGGUGGCAGCAAUGAUAUCGGAGAUAUGACGUUUUGCCUCGGAAACUAUGUACCUGACUUUAUGAAGAUGUUGUUUACAAUGCGAUCGCAUCACAUGCUAACUGAUGUUGUUUUAGAAGUAGGAAAUGAAUUGUUUCACGUUCAUAAAGUGGUUUUAGCCGCUGGAAGUCCUUAUUUUAAGGCAAUGUUUACGAGUGGGUUAAAGGAAUGCGAGAUGUCUCGUGUACGCCUCCAGGGUGUGUGCCCGUCGGCCAUGGCGUGGCUCGUAUACUUCAUGUACACGGGGAAAGUGCGCAUCACGGAGGUCACGGUGUGCCAGCUCCUACCCGCCGCUACCAUGUUCCAGAUAUCGAACGUAAUAGAUGCGUGCUGCGCAUUUCUCGAGAGGCAGCUGGAUCCGUCCAACGCCAUCGGCAUCGCGAACUUCGCGGAGCAGCACGGCUGCGCGGAUCUCAAGCAGAAGGCCAACCAAUUUAUUGAAAGACAUUUUACACAAGUUUGUCAAGAGGAAGAAUUUCUACAGUUAACGGCUCAGGAACUGAUAUGCUUAAUACGGAAAGACGAGUUAAACGUGAGAGAAGAGAGGGAAGUCUACAACGCCGUGUUGAGUUGGGUCAAAUUCGAUGAGGAUCGACGUUACCCGCGCAUGGAGCACAUCCUACAGGCCGUACGCUGCCAGUACCUCACCCCCAGUUUCCUGAAGGAGCAGAUGAGCACGUGCUCCGUGCUCAAAAAAGUGCCCGCCUGCAGAGAGUACCUCGCCAAAAUAUUUAAGGAUCUGACGCUACACAAAAAGCCAGUGGUAAAAGAACGGCGACCCAACACGCCGCGCAUCAUCUACGUGGCGGGCGGUUACUUCCGGCACUCCAUCGACGUGUUCGAAGCGUUCAACAUCGACGACAACUGCUGGAUCACGCUGCCCAGACUCACCGUGCCUCGGUCUGGUCUCGGAGCUGCUUUCCUUAAGGGCAUGUUCUACGCGGUGGGGGGGCGCAACACGUCGCCGGGCUCGUCGUACGACAGCGACUGGGUGGACGUGUACAGCCCCGCGGGCGAGCACUGGCGCCCCUGCAGCCCCAUGGCCACGCCCCGGCAUCGCGUCGGAGUGGCGGUGAUGGACGGGCUGCUGUACGCGGUCGGCGGCUCGGCCGGCACGGAGUAUCACAAGACUGUCGAGUGCUACGACCCCGAGAAGGACGCGUGGGCAUACGUGGCGUCAAUGGGUCGCGCGAGACUGGGCGUGGGCGUGGCCGUGGUCAACCGUCUUCUGUACGCGGUGGGGGGCUUCGACGGUGCGCGGCGAACCAACUCCGUCGAAUGCUACCAUCCCGAGAACAACUGCUGGUCCGAGGUCGCGCCCAUGCACUACGCGAGGAGCGGCGCAGGUAUACCGUCUUCAACUCUUCUCCGGCGUGGCGGCGAUGAACCAGUACAUCUACGUGGUGGGCGGCUACGACGGCGCGGCGCAGCUGGCCACCGUCGAGCGCUACGACACGGAGCGCAACACGUGGGAGGAGGUGGCGCCCGUGCGCGCCGCGCGCUCCGCGCUGUCGCUGGCCGUGCUGGACGGGAAGCUGUACGCCAUGGGCGGCUACGACGGCACCGCCUUCCUGGACGUGGUGGAGAUCUACGAGCCGGCGAGCAACACGUGGCGCAGCGGCACGCCGCUGUCGUCGGUGCGCUCGGGGCACGCGUCGGCCGUCUGCUACCAGCACGUGGCGCCGCCCGAGGCCGAGCCCGGGCCCGUCGUCACGCUCGACGUGCCGCUCGCCAACAACAUCAUCAGCACGCUGGCCAACGCGCAGCGCCCUGGCGACACCUAGCGCCUCCGCCCGGCCUGUGUCGACACCUAGGGACACCGAGCGACGACACCGCGAAGCGCACCGGUGGCAGUCGUGCUGUGACAACGCCUCGUUGUGACGAGCUGUGAGAGACGUUUUGACUAUUUUCGAUUACAAAAUAAUCUAGUAAUUUAUUCAUUCUGCCAUAUUUAUAUUAGGAGUGUUGUUCGUUAAAUACAUCUAUACGAGUCUCCGAAACUAAAUAUUAUUUUUAAAAUAAUUACUGUAAUCACUUGAGAUAAAUUUAUGUGUACGUAUCUGUGUUCGUAAGUAUAUAGCUGUGUUUUUAAUACGAAUGUAUUAUUGUUCAAAUUUAUAAAUCGAAUAUUUCAUACUUGUGACUUUUUUUAUAAGUCUAUAUCUAAAUGUUUGGCAAUGGUCAACAUUCGUAGUCAUUUUCUUGCGUCUAGAUUUAUGAAUGCAAAAAAAAAAAUAACCUUUAAAGUGAUAAAAAUUAGUUGAAAUAUGUAACUAAUCAUUAUUGAUUCAGUUUACAUAUGUUUUUUAAUUGAUGAACAAUUCCUGUUAGAAUUAGUCAAGGACACGUGGGGCGUGGCGGUCCAUUGACCCUGGCGCCUCUAAAGCCGACGGAUUAUAACCCAAAUACAAGUGUAUAUAAAUCAGUGACAUUCCUAGUUUAAUUGAAACUAGUUAAAUAUACGUUUUUAUUCAUAAGUUGAACGGUUAAGAGAUUUUAAUUGAUUAAUAUAAAUCAAUGACAAAUAUUCUCCUCGUGUUAAAGUUUACGUUGGAAGUUUGUAGGCAUGUAAAGGUAUAUUCAAUCGUAUUUACUACAAUUUCCAUUCCUAAGACGAAGUAGUCUGUUUAUACUAGAUUGGUUUGUAAACAACGUAUUUAACAUAUAUACAUUAUAUUUAAAAAAAUAAGGUGCUACGAUGUAUAUAUACUUAUUAUUAUUACGGUUGACAUCACAGAGAAAUCGUUAUUAUAUUUAAGGAGCUGAUUCUAAGAAUCCAAUAUUAGCUUUAAGUUUUUAUUUUGAAAAAAAAAACGAUUUUUGUAAUAAAAGUAUAUAUUUUUUAAUGUUAUAUAAUACGCGCGAACUAAGUUGGCCGGAAUCAUAUUAGUCAUGGCGGCGUCAAUAGAGAAUAUAGUAAGAAAAUUAUUAAUAUCUUAAACAAGCAAACAUUUUGAUAGCGUACAUUUCGCAAUAUAAUCGCGUAUUUUAAUCUAAAAAUUCAUUAACUGUUGCUAAAGUACGAAUGUAAUGUUAAACAGUGGUCGCAGAACUGGCGAGAGGCGUUAUAAAUAGUUUAAGAACCGGUAAAAACUUCAACGGUUACAUAGUUUUAUCUUUAGCCCCCCAAACCGUUUAUUUAUCAUAAUGGAACAAACUAUCAAAAUUACUAAGAAAUAUUUGAUUAUACGAAACGAAAUCAGUCAAUACGACAAUUUAACGAAAACAGCUAAUUUAUUUAUUUUAAAACUAUAAACACCAAAAAAUCGUUAAAACAAUAAAUCGCAUAGACACAUCAAUUAUUGCAAUGAAAAAAUACCUCAAUUCAAAAUGUUUGUUUAUGUAAAUACUACCGUAAUAUUCGCAUCUCUAACCCUUAGUGACGUCCGCACUUCCCGCGCUUUUGAGCACAACUGUUUCUGCGCGGUUACUGGUAAAACUGCAGUCCGACCAACUUAUAUCGCGCCUGUAGUGUAAGCCUACAAAACGAGUGUAUUACAAUUGUAGAAGGAAAAAAGGUAAAUAAACAAAAUUGACCACUAUGUUGAGUUUAAUCAGCGCGAGAAAAGUACAGAAUGAGUUUUUAAUAAAUAUUUGAUUCAUUAACGAUUAAAAGAUUUCGAUACUGCUUUUGUUAACUCCAUAUAAUUAAAUGCGAAAUUGAUACAGACUGUAGAAUGAACUAAGUAUUGCUAUGUAUAAAAACACCUUUUUGUACAUUUGAAAUUUCAUUCAUUUCUUUGAACUUAAAAAAUAUAUAAAUCCAUUUAUCGUACGCGUACGUUUAUUCUAUUUUCGAAUAACAAAUAAUAUUAAAUUUUAAAAUAACAAAAAUAUAAAUAAUAUCUCAUUUAAAUUUCUAAUAUUUCGUUUUAAGAAUAAUUAAUUAUUGCUUCGUUAGUUUUAAGAUAUCCACGAUAUGCAAGGAAUCUAUUACCAUUUCGGUAAAAAUGUCUCGAUUGGUAAAUCUUCCAGUGUCAACGAGAUGUUGGAAGCGAAAUUAGUGUUUGUUGUAAUUAGUUUAAAUCGUUUUAGUUAUAUCUUAUAUUACUUUAAAAUUCUUUGUAAUACGUAAUCUGUCGGUAAAUCGCAUAGCGAUAAAGACUUAUUCACCUAUUUUCCUUCUUCAAUUGGAAAUGAUUAUAUGUAAAAUUGUCAGACAUUAAUAUAACUCAAAGUAAUAUCUGUUUUCUAUUUAUAUAAAAUCUAAAAGCAGUAUAAAUAUAUAAAUCCUUUUUUGUAAAUAUAAAAUGGUUAUGUAACUUAUAUUAUGAAUGUGAAUGUUUACAUGUAUUUAAACGAAGUGAACACAUUUAGAUAUAUUUGUAAGGAAAAUAAAGACUGCAA